AUGACCACCAACGGGUCCGACAAGCCUCAGGUCCAGCCCUGCAGGUACAAGGUCGGCAAGACGCUGGGUGCUGGAUCUUACUCCGUCGUCAAGGAAUGCGUCCAUAUCGACACGGGGCGCUACUACGCCGCCAAGGUCAUCAACAAGAGAUUGAUGGCCGGCAGAGAACACAUGGUCCGCAAUGAGAUUGCAGUCCUGAAAAAGGUCUCCAUGGGCCAUCAGAACAUCCUGACGCUUGUCGACUACUUCGAGACGAUGAACAACCUCUACCUCGUCACCGACUUGGCUCUCGGCGGUGAGCUCUUCGAUCGCAUUUGCCGAAAAGGCUCCUACUACGAAUCCGACGCCGCGGACCUCAUCCGCGCCACACUCUCCGCCGUUGCGUACCUCCACGACCACGGCAUCGUCCACCGCGAUCUCAAGCCCGAGAACCUCCUGUUCCGCACACCAGAAGACAAUGCCGACCUCCUUAUCGCCGAUUUCGGACUGAGUCGCAUUAUGGACGAGGAGCAGUUCCACGUGCUGACCACGACAUGUGGCACACCUGGUUACAUGGCCCCCGAGAUUUUCAAGAAGAUUGGUCACGGUAAGCCCGUCGACGUAUGGGCCCUCGGCGUCAUCACCUACUUCCUCCUCUGCGGCUACACGCCCUUCGAUCGUGACAGCGAUUACGAGGAGAUGCAGGCCAUUCUCAGCGCCGACUACAGCUUCACCCCCUUCGACUACUGGCGCGGCGUUUCCGACCAUGCCAAGGACUUCAUCCGCAAGUGCCUUACGAUCGACCCGAACAAGCGUAUGACAGCGCACGAGGCCCUGCAGCACCCUUUCGUCGCCGGCUACCUUAACGGCGAGGGCGAGGGCCAGAACCUCCUGCCGACGGUCAAGAAGAACUUCAACGCCCGCCGGACGUUGCACGCCGCUAUCGACACCGUCCGCGCCAUCAACAAGCUGCGUGAGGGCCAGAACAACCUGAUGGACGGCGCCAAGUCCCGCGAGCCCGAUCGCGGCAUGAAGUCUCCGCCGAACGCGAAGAAGGACGACAGCGCCAUCAGCAUGGGGAACCACAAGGACUCAGGUUACGGCACACAACCCGAGGCGGACAACCAGGACGAUGUCGUCAUGACAGAUGCCGGCCCGGCACCAAGCAGUGUGCCCGCGAGCUUGCGACCCGGCAGCGAGCAGAACAAGGUGAUCGAGACCAGCAAGGGAUUGUGGAGCGGCCCCGCGUUGCGACGAUAG
This is a messenger RNA of Colletotrichum karsti, 1239 nucleotides long. Its product is annotated as calcium calmodulin-dependent protein kinase type i. Gene Ontology annotation, biological process: cellular response to oxidative stress; protein phosphorylation. The transcript has 2 exons. The record is from RefSeq and is a predicted model, not a curated record. Lineage: Eukaryota; Fungi; Ascomycota; Sordariomycetes; Glomerellales; Glomerellaceae. Bases 1 to 1239 code for a protein of 412 amino acids. Gene Ontology annotation, molecular function: ATP binding; calcium/calmodulin-dependent protein kinase activity; calmodulin binding.